CAGCUCUGGAAAUAGAAGUAUGUAAAACAGAGAAGCAAACAGGGUUUUACAGAGAAACUGUGGAUAGAUACAGAGAAUAUAUAUAUACACAAACGCAACAUAUAUAACGCCGGCAGCAACCAAAACGAUUUCAUUUUUGGAAUUUUCGCAGAUUCUGACUCAGACGCUUUGUAUCUGUCUCUCUCUCUCUGUCGCCUGUUCUCUUCCUUCUCUCUCAACUAUUCAGAAUCUUGGGAUUGAGAGAGAGACAGAUAGAGGAUGUCCGGAUGGGGCUCGCAGAAGAGCUUGAGGAAAGCACUUGGAGCCAUUAAGGAUACUACCACUGUCAGUUUAGCUAAAGUUAACAGUGGCUACAAGGAAUUGGACAUUGCCAUUGUUAAGGCAACAAAUCAUGUUGAGCAUCCGGCAAAAGAAAAGUACAUAAGAGCUAUUUUUGCUGCUGUCUCGGCUACAACGCCUCGAGCUGAUGUUGCAUACUGCAUACAGGCUCUUGCAAGACGAUUGUCGAAGACAAAUAAUUGGGCAGUUGCCUUGAAAACUUUGAUUGUUAUACAUCGUGCUUUGAGGGAAGUGGACCCAACAUUCCAGGAAGAACUAAUCAAUUAUGGCAGCAGUAGGAGCCAUAUGCUCAGUUUGGCUCACUUCAAGGAUGAUUCCAGUCCAAAUGCAUGGGAUUACUCUGCUGGGUGCGAGCUUAUGCGUCAUUUUUGGAGGAGAGGCUGGAAUGUUUUCGCAACAAUUUGUUGCUUUUCUUUAUAUCUUCAUGAGUAUGAGAUUAUAUUAUUCUUGUUAAGAAUUCUUAUCUGUUUUGAGGAUGCAUUUUUGCUGUACUUGAAAGGUCAAUAUAUUUACUUUCAACGUCAAACUGGAUAUAACAUCAACAUGCGAAUUGUGGUGCAGAGAACCAGAGAUCUGGACACUCCUGAGUUGCUGGAGCAGCUACCGGCUUUGCAACAGCUUCUAUUUCGUGUUCUUGCCUGUGAGCCACAAGGAGCAGCAGUUCAUAAUUUUGUGAUUCAAUUAGCACUUUCAAUGGUUAGUUUAGUUGCUUUGGAAAGCAUUAAAAUUUAUAAAGCCAUAAGUGAUGGUACAAGUAAUUUGGUUGACAAGUUCUUUGAGAUGCAACGCCAUGAUGCUCUUAAGGCUCUAGAUGUAUACAGAAAGGCUGGGCAGCAGGCCGAGAGACUAUCAGAAUUUUAUGAAAUAUGGAAAAGCCGUGAUGUUGAAGGUGGAGAAAGGUUCAUCAAGCUUGAGCAGCCUCCUGCAUCUUUUCUACAAGCCAUGGAAGAGUAUGUGAGAGAAGCACCUCUAGCUUCCACAGUUCGCAAGGAUUCGUCAAUUGGUGAGAAGCCCCAAGUAAUCUCAGCAAUAGAAUACAAGAAAAUUCCAGAGGUGCAGGAGGCACGCCCAUCAUCCCCACGACCAAUACCAGUACCAGAACCAGUUGAAGUGGAAGCUCCUGUUGCUGAGCCACCUGCUCUGUUGGGCCUGAAUGAUCCUAAUCCUGAUGCUUCAGAGUUAGAUGAAAAAAAUGCCAUGGCUUUGGCUAUUGUACCAGUUGGUGCGACUGACCAAUCAAUGUCUGCUGGUGCAAAUCUUGCAAAUGGAACUACAGGCUGGGAAUUGGCACUUGUUGCUGCUCACAGCUCCAAUGAUGGUGCAACAGCUACUAGCAAACUGGCUGGAGGGCUUGACAAACUUACACUAGACAGCCUAUAUGAUGAUGCAAUCAGAAGAAGCAACCAGAACAUGAGCUACAAUCCAUGGGAGCCAGUCGCGAUGGCUAGUCCCUUGAUGCCACAGACCGCACAUGACCCAUUCUAUGCCUCAAACGCUGUGGCUUCACCUCCUUCGGUACAGAUGGCAGCCAUGGCUCACCAGCAGCAGGCUUUCAUGUUGCAGCAGCAACAGCAACAGCUACGGCAGAUGAUGAUGAUGAGCCCACAACUACAGCCUUCAAAUCCUUUUGGCAGCCCGUAUGGAGCCAAUAUCCAUCCCUAUGGCUUGGGUAUACCUGCUCAAGCCUACAGCCCAUAUACAGGCCUUCAAUAGACACCGCACACAAGAUAACCUCUUGUUUUGUUGGAAAUACAAGGAAGAAGAUUACACAGUUGUAGAUAGUUUCUGUUUUAUAAUAACAGGGAGAUACUUGAAGAUAGGCAGAUGUCCAUCAUACGUGGCGCAAUUGCUGGAGCUUGGACAAAAUCAUUUGUUCAAGAAUUUGCGAGGAAGAAGGCUUUUGAUGGUUGGUUAUGUCCAUCACUGCAGGUGGUAACAAUGUUUUUGAUACUGAAAUCAUUUAAACCCGCUUAUUUGUUCUUAAUGCCAAGCAGUAAUCCUGUUUCCAGUCGAUUUUUUCUCUCAUCAUUUUUUGUUGCAUUGAACCAAGGUUGAAAUAAUGGAAACGAUGUGUAAUCUUUGUGAUUAAUCACACAUCAUAUACCACACAAUCUUUUACACAGUUUGAAGGCAUGGUAUAUCUCAUUCUUAUCACCUUUCUCAAAUCUCUUUUUUUCUUCACCUUUCUAGCUAAGUUCCGAUGCUAGAUAGAAGACAGUCUUGUGAGUAGAAGAUGGUACUGUAUUUAGAUUAGUGUAACCUUUAUUGCUGCUACUCAAAUCAUCUUCAUUGACUUAGAAAAAUGAGAAAAUAUAUCCUAUUCCUAUUCACAUUGUUCUCACUUCUACUAGCAGCAAUUGCCCACUGAAAUGUUGUAGAUUGCAAUAUGUGAGGUGAUUGCUUUUUGGUAAUCAUGAGAGGAAGAAUUGUAGAAGCAAACAUGUGGUUUUGC
This is a messenger RNA of Ilex paraguariensis (yerba mate), 2791 nucleotides long. NCBI's taxonomy places the organism in Eukaryota, Viridiplantae, Streptophyta, Magnoliopsida, Aquifoliales, Aquifoliaceae. The record is from the annotation of a GenBank genome assembly.